Molecule: messenger RNA, 921 nt
Organism: Hyaloscypha bicolor E
Lineage: Eukaryota; Fungi; Ascomycota; Leotiomycetes; Helotiales; Hyaloscyphaceae
Product: L-lactate/malate dehydrogenase
Exons: 3
Coding region: 1-921 (306 amino acids)
Biological process (GO): carboxylic acid metabolic process
Cellular component (GO): cytoplasm
Molecular function (GO): L-lactate dehydrogenase (NAD+) activity
Source: RefSeq, a predicted model, not a curated record
AUGUCUGCCUCCAGCGGAUCGAUCGCAAUCAUAGGCGCAGGCUCAGUGGGAGCAGCCAUCGCAUACUCCCUCCUUCUGCGCCAGGUGGUGGCGGACAUCAUCUUGGUUGAUAUCAAUCACGAGUACUGCCAAGCACAAGUCGAAGAUCUCUCCGAUGCCACGUUUCUCUCCAACGUCCGAAUUCGUCAAGGAACAGCAGAAGACGCCCGGAAUGCAGAUAUCAUCAUCAUUUCUGCUGGUGCCAAGCAAAAGCCGGGCGAGACGCGGAUUGGACUGAUCGAUAGGAAUAUCAAGGUGCUGGAGUCGGUCACGAAAUCUCUUCAGCCCAUUCGCAGCGACGCGAUCCUCUUGAUUGUUGCGAACCCGGUUGACAUUCUUACUUUCUAUGCGCAACGGCUGUCGGGCUUGCCGAGGAAUCAAGUCAUUGGAUCUGGCACUAUGCUUGACUCCAUCAGGCUGACUGGAAUUCUGGCAAAGAAAUUGAAGGUCUCUGAUAGCUCAAUCCAUGCGUUUGUCAUCGGCGAGCAUGGUGAUUCACAAUAUGUUGCGUGGUCCUCUGCAACUGUGCAUGGAAGACCUCUACUCAAAGCUCUUCCAUUAACUAAGACCGAACGUGAGGAAAUAGCAACUACCACGAGAAUGAAGGCAGAUUCGAUCAUCAAGGUGAAGGGCUUCACUUCGUACGGUGUGGCUGCUGUGGCAGCGAGAAUGUGCGAGGCUAUCAUCUUUGAUCAUCGGAAGAUUUUGCCACUGAGCCAUUGGCAGGAGGAUUUGGGCUGCUGUCUCAGCUUGCCGGCUGUCUUAGGAAGGAAGGGUAUCUCGCCGUUUCAAGUGGAUUUGGAUGAGACUGAACAGCAGUUCUUAGUGCAGUCUGCACAGGCGUUGAGAUUGAUUAUCAAAGAGAAUGACCAGAAUUCAUAA